AUGAAAUGUGGCAAUGUAAAUGUGCGAAAUGCAUUGGAAUUCAAUUUAAAAAAAAAUAUAAAAGAAAAGACAAAAUUAACGGAUCAAGAAAUUGCAAUAAUAUAUAAAAGAUUUCAUUCAAUAUGUUCUAAUGGGAAAUUAAAUUACAAACAAUUUGAAAAAAGCUUAGGAAUUCUUGGAACAAUAAAAAAUGCAUAUUUAUAUAAAUGUAUUUUUAAAGCUUUUGAUUUAAAUAAUGAUGGAUAUAUUGAUAUUUAUGAAUUUUGUGUGGCUAUAAAUAUUAUGUUAAAAGGAAAUAAACGUGAUAAAUUGAAGUUAUCAUAUCGAAUUAUACAAUCUGGUAGCUCAGUUAAAUUAGAAGAAUUCAAAGAAAAUGUUAAAAGUUUUAAUGAUGAUCAAAAUAACUAUUUAGAAUAUAUAACUUAUGACGAUUUUGAAAGGAUUAUAUUAAGUAUUAAAGAUAUAAAAAAACAAUUGCUGGGAGAAGAAGAUGAAAUUGUAAUAAGUCAUGUUAAAUAUACAUUUAGAUCAUUAAGUAUAUUAUGUGAUGAUGGUAAAUAUAGAAUGAAUUUAAAAUGUUAUAAAAGAGCAAUGAAAUGUCAUGAAUUUUUGAAAUUUAUUGGCAUUCAUACAAAAGUUGCAGAUACUUUUAUAAAAAAUAAUGAAUUAAUUAUUAAAAAAAAAAAAAAAAAACAGAAAAAAUAUAAAAUUGAUUCAGGAAAAAAAGUAUUAAAUCAUUUAAAAAAAUCAUAUUCUGAAUCGACAAGUACAAGAUUAUCUCUUUUAAGAGGUACUACAAGUUUAUUUAUCAAAAAAAAAAAACAAAAAAAAAAAAAAAAUUAUGAAAAAAAACUAGCUAAUUUAUAUUCCUUUCAAGGAAAAGAUGAUCAUAAUGAAAAUAAAAUAAAUAUAUUUAAAGAUGUAAUAGAUAAUAAAAAUACAAAUUUGAUAACUAAUAUAGAUGUUGUAAAUUCUAAUAAUAAUACUUUUAAAAAACAUGAUAUAUUAUUAAAUUCGAAUAAGGACAAUUCAUACUUUAAUAAUAUAUCCACAAAAUAUAAUUCAAUAUCUCAAAACAGCCAAAAAAGAAAUGAUGAAAAUGGAUUAUUUGAAUGUGCGUUAAGUGAUAAAGAUGGAAAACAUAUAUUAAAUCAAACCGAGCAAAUAAAAUUGUGCGGAAAAGUAAAUAAAAAAUGUGAUAAUCUUGGCAAAUGUAUAGAAACUUUAGAGAACCAUAUUCCACAAAAUAGUGAAGACACACCAGCCGACAUAUACCCUGAUUUAUACAAAGAACAUGAAAUAAAAGAUAAAAAGGAUGUUCGCAAUGUUGAUAGAAAAGAAAAGGGAGCAACUAACUUGGGUAUCGAAAAAAGAGACGAAUCGAAGAAUUAUAUAUACUCAAGCGACGAAAAAAAAAUAGAUAAUGAUAAAAGUGAAAGUUUGAGUAAAACACAAUUUUUGGAUUUGAAAUCUCAAAUAUUUGAUUUUGAAAAAAAGAAAGAAAAUAAAAAAUAUAUUGAUACAUGGAACAUGUACAUAAAUAAAUAUAAAGAAUAUAUAAAAAAAAUUGAAGAAAUCGAAGCAUGCGAAACUGAAAAUGAAAAUGUGAACCCGUCUGAUAAAAAAUUGAUAGAAAGUAACGAUAAAUCGAAAGUUGAAAAUAAUAGUGUAGAAAAAUAUUAUGAACAAGAUAAUAAAUCGAACGAUUUUGAUAGUAUAGAUUCUGAAAAUAACAGUAGUAUUUAUGAUAAAGAUGUAGAUGUUGGAAGUGCUGCGAGUAGUAUUAGUACAUAUACUAAAGUAAGUGAUAAAUGUAAUGGUGAUGUAAUUGAACUAAUUGAAAAUAAAAGUGAUGAGUAUUCAUAUCAAGAAAGUAAUAAACGAGAAGGAAAUAGUUCAGGAAAAUAUUUAUUCGAAAAAUAUAUUCAAUACCAUAACUUUGUAAAUGAAACUGAAGACAUAAAACUUUUUAUAAAUGACACUCAUAAAAAUUCCCAAAAAUUAGAAUUAAGCAAAGAUAUAUUAUAUAAAAAAUUUUAUAUUCCAGGUUCUAAUUCGCAAUAUUUUGUAAUUAACAAUAAUUUGAGUACAGAUGAACUUUUAUAUAAUAUUAGAAAAAUUUUAAUAAAUGUAGAAGAUUGUUUAAAGAAUGAUAAAGAUAAUAAAAAUGAAAAUUAUGAUAAAAUUUUUUUUAUGUUUUUUUACAUUUUUAUAUAUAAUAAUACAAAUGAAGAAACACAAAAAAUCGAAUCUAAACAAAUAUAUUCACAAAAUAAACGCAUAAAAAAAUAUAAAAGUGUAUUAUUAGUUGUUUCUAUAAUUCGAUAUUUUCUACAUACAAUUACUAUUUCACAAAAAUAUUAUUGCUCUUCUUAUGAUUCAAUUGAUGAAUAUAAUAAUUUGAAUAACAAUAAAAUGGUAAAUAAUAUAUCAAAUUCAAACAAUGAAAUAAAUGUUAUUUUAAAUCAAACUAAUGAAGUUUUAGGAAAAUAUGCUAAAGGAAAAUUUCAAAAUAAAAAAAUAUAUAUUAAUAAAUCAAAUUAUUAUAAUUCUUCGAAAAAAAGAAAAUUAUCUGUUUCAAUACGUCACAAAAAAAAAAAAAAAAAUUCUAAACUUUUUGCAGUAUAUUUUGGCCAUGAAAGGUGGGAUUUAGUUAUGAACAUGAUGAUAGGUAUUCGUAUAUGUGCAAUAAAAGAAUUUAAUAUUGAUAAUAUAUUAAAUUAUUAUCGACAUACAGAUGUUAUACAAUUAUCUACUUCAAGUGCAAAUGAAAAAGUUUUAUUUAAAAAUUAUUCACCAAUAAUAUUUAAAAAUAUUCGAAAAAUUUUUGGUAUAAAAUCUAAAGAAUAUAUAACAUCAGUUGGGCCUGAACAAGUCAUAAGUAAUAUGGUUUUAGGGAACCUUUCAACUCUUAGUGAGCUUUUAUCUGAAGGAAAGAGUGGUUCUCUUUUUUAUUUUACUAGCAAUGGAAAAUACAUAAUUAAAACAGUAAACAAAGGAAUUCAUAAAUUAUCAAAAAAACUUCUUCCAAAAUAUUACAAAUAUAUCCAAAAAAAUCCAGAUUCCCUUUUAACUCGUUUGUACGGAAUUCAUAGCAUAAAAUACCAGAAUGGUUCAUCAAAAACGAUAAAAAAAAUAUUUUUUAUUGUUAUGAAUAAUUUUUUUUCAUCGGCGGUUGAAAUACAUAGACGAUAUGAUAUAAAAGGAAGUUUAAUUGGACGGAGCGUUCCUAUUGAAAAGAGAGGAGAUCAUACAAUUGCAUUGAAAGAUGUUGAUAUUGAUGAACUAGGUGAUGUUAUAAAUAUAGGUCCUGAAUAUAAGGAAAAAUUGUUAAGCAUUUUAAAAUCGGAUGCUAAUUUUUUAAAAGAAAAUUUGCUUUUAGAUUAUUCUUUACUGUUUGGUAUACAUUAUAAAGAAUUAUCACGAGAUGUAGUAUGUUGGAAUAAAAAAAAAACAAAUGAAGUUCGUCAUGUUUAUGACGAGUUUGGAUUAUGCGUAGUGGCUAAGCCAUUUCACCAGUUGGACCAUGGGGGCAUGAUAAAUAUCGACAAAAACCGGAUUUUCUUUUUUGGAAUAAUUGAUAUCUUUACAAAGUGGAACUUGAAAAAAAAAAUGGAGCAUACCUUUAGAACGAUACAAAAACUGGAUAGAAAAAAUAUUUCCUGCAUUCCACCAAAGGCCUAUGCAGAACGAUUUGUAGCAUUUAUAGAAAAACAUAUGGAGUGA
Plasmodium berghei ANKA is the source of this 3726-nucleotide messenger RNA. RefSeq names its product phosphatidylinositol-4-phosphate 5-kinase, putative. The transcript is spliced from 7 exons. Gene Ontology annotation, biological process: phosphatidylinositol metabolic process. The record is from RefSeq and is a predicted model, not a curated record. Bases 1 to 3726 code for a protein of 1241 amino acids. Gene Ontology annotation, molecular function: phosphatidylinositol kinase activity; calcium ion binding. NCBI's taxonomy places the organism in Eukaryota, Apicomplexa, Aconoidasida, Haemosporida, Plasmodiidae.